Messenger RNA from Spinacia oleracea (spinach), 1167 nucleotides. RefSeq lists its product as uncharacterized. Lineage: Eukaryota; Viridiplantae; Streptophyta; Magnoliopsida; Caryophyllales; Amaranthaceae. The record is from RefSeq and is a predicted model, not a curated record. The coding region runs from base 1 to 1167 and encodes 388 amino acids. The transcript is spliced from 3 exons.
AUGAUUGAGACCCAACUUGCUCAACUAGCUAGCACUAUCAAAGAGCAACAAGUGCAUAUAAGUCUCCCGCCCCAAGGUCAACCUCCUAAGAAAUUGUAUGCCAUUGUGACAAGGAGUGGGAAGACCUUAGAUGAUAGUGCAACGCAUGUUGAAGCUCCUAGCUCUAGGGGUGAGAGUUCUAUGGGAAAUGAGUCCUCGGACCGUGAUGAUGCGGAAGAGAAGUCUCGUGUCGACGACAUGAGUGAUGGUGAUAAGUCGAAGGAGACUCCUCUUCCUCCUCUCCCAACUCCUUUUCCCCCCUAUCCCCAUAGACACAAAUGGGAUGUGCAAUUCGCAAAAUUUCUUGUGAUUCUUCGACAAUUGUAUGUCACUAUCCCCUUUACGGAUUCUUUGAAACAAAUGCCUUCUUAUACGAGAUUUCUCAAGGAAAUCUUGAGUGGGAAGCGAGAUCUUGACGUAAAGGAGACGGUGAACCUCACCGAGAAUUCAAUAUAUGCCUUCUGUGAUUUGGGUGCUAGCAUUAGUAUACUACCUUAUUCGGUGUUUGCCAAGCUUGACGUUGGAGAUCUUGUCCCAACCAACAUCACCUUGCAACUUGCCGACCGUUCGGUCAAGUAUCCCAUUGGCAAGGUUGAGGAUGUUCCCCUAGUGGUUGGAGAGCUUACUUUCCUUGUGGAUUUCGUCGUCUUGGACAUUGAUGAGGAUGCCCAUACCCCCAUUAUCUUGGGGAGGCCAUUUUUGGCCACCGCAGGUGCUCUUAUCGAUGUGCAAGAAGGACUAAUCACUUUGAAAGCGGGAGACGCCAAGGCUAGUUUCAAGCGGUGUGCUAAUGAGCUUGCUAGGUCCUCUCUUGAUGACAAGAAUGUCCAUGGAGUCCCAAAGGCGCUUGGGGAUGAGCUUGAAGAUGUUGUAACAAUCCCCGAGAUAUUUGAAAUGCAUGUUGAUGAUGAUAAUGGAGCUAAACCCUCCAAAGUGUUUCAUGGAUCGGCUAAGAAAGUCAAGAAGUCCGCUAAGAGUCCACCGAGUCCCGAGGAGGGGCAUGUUGGUGGGUUAUUUGGUUUCCGCCUCUUGAAUGGUGAUGUCGGUAAGAUAUUUGUGCCCAAAGGGACAAAGAAAUGCAUGUUGACUAGUGUUGACCCAAGGUUGGUUGUCUUUGACCCCCCUUGA